Closterium sp. NIES-65 is the source of this 4164-nucleotide messenger RNA. NCBI's taxonomy places the organism in Eukaryota, Viridiplantae, Streptophyta, Zygnematophyceae, Desmidiales, Closteriaceae. The record is from the annotation of a GenBank genome assembly.
AUGAGUCACCCGCUUUCCUUCGAUCAAUCAGAAGCCAUCCUCUCCCCAAGCAAUGAUUCGCCCCGGUAUUCUCGAAGUAACACGUCAGCGCGCUCCGGAGCUCGCUCGGACGGCGGGCUUGGGAUCUUGGCGCUCACGAGCCGCCUCCUGGGCGACAUCCCGCAUUUCCCGCCGCAGUGGUCGGGGCUGUUCCUAAUCGGAUUGCUACUCUCACUGUCCUGGUUGGCGGGCCGCGUGCGGUUCGGCAUCCUGCCCGUGCUGUUAGUGUGCCUGUUCGUGUACCAUGAGGUAUCCAAGCGGCAGCGGGUGCGCGAGGUGAAAGCAGCGAGGGUGGCGGCGCUACAGGCGGUGCUGCAGCGGCACCCCAUGGGCGACCAAGAGACGGCGCACUGGUUGAACGCGCUCGUGCAGCACGCCUGGCCCGUCUUUCUCGAGCGCCUGCUGUCCACCCAGCUCGCCCCCGCCCUCGCGCCCUGGUUCUUUGAGAAAUAUCGCCCCUGGCAGGCGGUGAGUUGGGGCAUCGGGGCGCAAGGCGUGGCUGGAGCAGGUGUAUCUGAGGUGACUCUUGCCUCGACUCAGGCAAACCCCCCAACCCCCUUUCUCCCCCGCUCUUCCCCCUCUCUCCCCCUUUCUCUCCCACGUGCAGCGCAAGGCGUGGCUGGAGCGGGUGUAUCUGGGCACGUCGCCGACUCGCUGCCCAUCAUUGCUGCUGUAUCCGGGCAAUUCAACUCAGACCCGCCCUUUUUUAUCCCGCUCCUCCCCUCUCUCUCCCCCCCUCACGUGCAGCGCAAGGCGUGGCUGGAGCGGGUGUAUCUGGGCACGUCGCCGCCCAUCGUUGCUGCUGUCAGGGUCGUGCACACCAACACUCUCGACGACCACGUGGUCAUAGAAGCAGACACCGAGUUCGCAGCGUGCAGUGACAUGUACGCGCUGGUGGGGGUGAAGAUGCGGCGGCGUGUGGCGCUGGGCAUGGUGGCUCAAGGUCACGUGUCGGGCGUGCACAUAGAAGGGAAGACUAGGAUUGGGAUGCGGUUCACCUCGGAGUUCCCGUACGUGAGCCGCGUGCGCGUGAGCUUCGUGGGGGCGCCAUUCAUCGGACUCACUGUGAAGCCUGCGGCCCACUUUGGCUUUAACCUCGCCGACCUGCCCUUCUUCAGCUCCUGGCUGGACGAGAUGCUAGCAACAGCACUGGAGUCGUCAAUGGUGGCCCCCAACAUGCUCGUGCUCGACGUCGCCCGCCUCGCCCACCUCUUCCUCUCGCCCCCCUCCCUUCCUCCUGCCGCUCCCACUGCCUCUCACCCUCCUCACCCUUCACAUCACUUUUCGCACCACACUCACUGCCCUCACUGCACUCACUGCUCCGAGCAAGCGAGCCAGGCAGCAUUCGCUGCUCCCCAUCCGCUCCCCCCACUCACCGCCGCUCUCCACGUCGACUCCUCCCGCCCAGUGGCCUUCGUGGCCGUCGAAAUCAUCGAGGCGCGGCACUUAAAGCCCGCGAACCUGGAUGGCACGUCGGACGCGUACGUCAAGUGCGCGCUGGGAGCGGCGCGCUUCACCACGCGCAUCGUGUGGGGGUCGCUGGACCCGCAGUGGUUCGCCGAGUUCAUGGCGCCGGUUUUUUCUUGGCGCCUCAGCAACCUGCUCGUGCUGAGAGUGCUCGACAAAUCCUUCCUCUGCUCCAAGGACCUCGGCUAUUGUGUGGUGGACGUGGGGAGGUAUCGGCAGGGCGGCAGGCGGGAGAUGUGGGAGACGUUGAGAGGGGUGGGGCGCGGUCGAGUGCGGUUGGCGGUGACUGUGAUCAGUACAGAGGAAGCAGAGAGGAGGGAGGAGGAGGAGGUGAGGGGGGUGAGAAGCAAGGAGAGUGAGGGGAGGGAGAGGAAGGAUAGAGAAGCGGAUGGGGGUGAGGGGCGGGAGGGGAAGGAGAGGCAAGUGGGUGGGGAGGUUGGGUCAGGAAGAGAGCCCAAUGCUGGUGGUGGGAAGGCAGGAGGGGGGAGUGAAGCGAAGGAAGAAGGAGGUCCGAAGGGAGAGGGAGAUGAUAGGUCGAGGAAGGCGGGCAAUGGGGAGCACAUGGGACUGCGAAGGAGGAUGAGGGGGAGGAGGAGAACGGGAGGGGAGUCUCUGGACUGGGAACAGGAGAGUCGGAAGAAGCAGGAGAGGGUGGAGGAGAGAGGGGAGGAGAAGAGAGUGGAGGGGGAGGUGGGGGAGAGGGAGAGAGAGGUGGUCGAGAGAGGGGAGGGUGGGAGGGCUGACGAGGUAGUGAACGGUGGUGGCGUUGGUGAUGGUGGAUGUGGGAAUGGUGGUGGUGCUGCGACUGGCGGUGAGAGAGAGGGGAGGGACAGCGGAGAGGGACGGCCAAGGCUGGACCGUGGCUUUCCUCUCAAUCGCCCCAACCUGCUUCCGCCAAUACGCGUCAGCCACGUGGCAGAACAUGACAGGCCGCCGGUCACCGAGAUGAGAUAUGAUUCUUUGCGGCGUUUCCACCCAUGUAGCUCAUUCCUGACUGCCCCUGGGUUGUCCGAAGGGCAGCAUCGACGCUCUCUGCUGUCCCCCUUCAGUGGGGCGCAUGAGCAUGGGGGCUUCGCUAUGAUGUCUCCUGACAGUGGCCCACAUGGGGGUUCUCUCACUGCUGCUGCCUCCUUCAGCGCUCCUACCACUCCCACUGGCAGGGGCAGAGGCAGAGGCCGAGGGGACAUGGGAGAGGAUGUGGUGGAGGGGAAAGGAGGAGGAGGAGGGCCGUACUCUCCUCUCGAAGGCUUGUCUGGUGGUGGUGGUAAUGCUGCUGCUGCUGGUAGUGCCGGCAGAGUGUCCGGCACACACCAAGGCAACCCUGUGAGUCGCAUCAAAAGCAUCCACGCAGCAAGCUCAGCAGGCAAGCAAGCCUCCACCACCUCCUCCUCGUCAUCUAACCACACCGGCCACACUCCCAACUCUGGCAUUUACUUCGUGACUGAAAAUGGCAUAGUGGAUGGCACAGUGGAUUCUUAUGAAGGGUUCGCCACAGCAGGGGACUUGUGGGAGGGGAGCGAGGAGGGCGGGGAGGGGGAGGAGCCUCCCAGCCCGUGUUUGUCAGAACCGUCGCUGUCUGUGCUGCGUGGGAUGGCGUCAGGACAGGCGUUCGGGUGGUGGGGUGACGAGGAUGGGGAGUGGUGGGAGACGGCGGGCAAGAGACAAGGGGAAGAGGAGUCUUUGGAGCGACAGGGGCAGAGGCAGCAGCAGCAGCAGCAGCAGCAGCAGCAGCAGCAGCAGCAGCAGCAGCAGCAGCAAGAGGAACGGCCACGGCCACGUUUGGAGCGAAAGGCAGCGCUUUCUUUCCGCACCCGCAUGCAGCUGGAGCGACAGCAGGAGCAGCGCGAUUCAGAAGCAGCCGAAGCAGCAGCAGCAGCGGCACACGCCAAAGCAGUGGCCGCCGCUGCCAGCACAGCACGCCAGCUGGACAGAGACGAGCUGGCGCUGCUCUCAAGGCUCCACGUGGACCAAUCAGAGGAGGUCAACAUUCAGGGGGUCCCGGCAGGCUCGGGUAUUUUGAAGGUCGUUCGGCCCGGAGCUGACCCCGGACCUGAGGCUUGGAAGUGCCGGCAGGGAGGGAGGAAGGCCGAGGCUGAGGCUCGGGAAAGGUUUGUGGAGGAGGAGCAGGAGGGGACGGUGCUGGGUGGACUGGUGAAGGCUUAUCUGAGUGAGAGCUUGCACGGGGGGAGAGUGGGUAGUGUGGGUCGGUCACAGGGGGGUAGAUCAGUUGGGGGGGAUGGUGGGAAGGCAGGUUUGAAUGGGGAGGAGCGGAAACGAGGGCGGUGGAUGGGGUUGUUUAAACAAUGGAACAAGGGGAAGCAGGAUAGUGUGGCAGGCACAGAUGACGCAGCAGGGGCAUCAAAGAGGGAUGGAGUGGGCGAGGAGGAGAGGGAAGGAGCGAGAGAGGAGCAUGUGUGGGAGAGGAGAGAGGAGGGAGUGGAUCAGAAUUAUUAUGAAGAAAUGGAGGUGGAGGAGGAGAGGGAUGCUUUGGAGGAGGAGAGGGAGGCAUUAGAGGCAAUGGCGUUGGAGAUGUUGGAUGGGUGGCAGGAUGAUGUGGUGGGAGGGGAUGCUAUCAGCAGGAGCACCACAUCAACUACCUUCCCCACCUCGCAGAGCCACCUGCGCCUCACCAGAGAGCUCAUCAAAGCCUGCCACUAG